AUGGGCUCCUUGUUCAGGAGUGAAGAAAUGACCUUGUGUCAAUUAUUUCUUCAAACAGAAGCUUCAUAUGCCUGUGUAUCAGAAUUAGGAGAACUUGGUAUCUUCCAGUUUAAAGAUUUAAAUCAGAAUGUAAAUGCUUUUCAAAAGAAGUUUGUUAAUGAAGUCAGAAGAUGUGAAGAAAUGGAAAGAAAGCUUAGAUAUAUUGAAAAGGAAAUAAAGAAAGAUGAACUUAAGAUUCCUGAUUUUGGUGAAAAUCCAAAAGCUCCAGCUCCCAAAGAAAUGGUUGACCUGGAGGCACAGUUUGAAAAGAAUGAAAGUGAACUAAGAGAAGUUAAUACUAAUGCUGAAGCAUUGAAGAGAAAUUUCUUAGAAUUGACAGAAUUGAGAGAAGUUUUAAAGAAGACACAAACAUUCUUUUCAGUUGUAAAUUUACCCAAUAUAGUUGGUGAAGCCCAACAUGCUUUAGUAAUAGAGGAAUCUGGACCUGCACAAGCUGUUCAAUUAGGAUUUAUUGCUGGUGUCAUACCAAGAGAGAAAGUUCCACCAUUUGAGAGAAUGUUAUGGUUUGCCUGUCGUGGUAAUGUAUUCUUAAGAUAUGAAGAAAUUCAACAACCAUUAGAAGAUCCUCACACUGGAGAAGCUAAGCAUAAAGCUGUGUUUAUGAUAUUUUUCCAAGGAGAACAAUUGAAGGCCCGUGUAAAGAAGAUUUGUGAAGGAUUUAGAGCUGCUCUGUAUCCAUGUCCUGAGUCUACCCAAGAAAGACAAGAGAUGUUACGUGGUGUAACAACAAGACUAGAAGAUUUAAAAAUGGUUUUGAAUCAAACUGAGGACCACAGAAGAAGAGUGUUGGUAGGUGCUCAAAAAGAAAUUCGCAACUGGAUAAUUAAAGUUGAAAAGAUUAAAGCUAUCUAUCAUACAUUGAAUAUGUUCAGUUUUGAUAUAUCCCACAAUAGUUUGAUUGCGGAAGGUUGGUGUCCUGUACAAUCAUUGGAAGAAGUUAGAAGAGUUCUCAAGGAAGGGGAGAAACUAAGUGGAAGUACUAUACCCAGUAUUUUACAUCCUUUAAAAACCAAGGAAGUACCACCAACUUUCUUUAAGACUAGCCGAUUUACACAGGGUUUCCAGAAUAUUGUUGAUGCUUAUGGUGUAGCCACUUAUCAAGAAGUCAAUCCAAUGCCUUACACCAUUAUCACAUUUCCAUUCUUAUUUUCUGUGAUGUUUGGUGAUGCUGGUCAUGGAACCUUGAUGUUUUUAUUUGGAUUGUGGAUGGUUAUUAAAGAAAAGAGUCUUUUGUCUCAAAAAUCUAACAAUGAGAUAUGGAAUACAUUUUUUGGUGGAAGAUAUAUAAUAAUGUUGAUGGGAUUAUUUUCUAUCUAUACUGGAAUGAUAUAUAAUGAUGCCUUCUCUAAAUCAUUUAAUAUAUUUGGUAGUGCUUGGCAUUCCACAUACACUGAUGGUGAUUUACAAGGUGAUGGUGAAACAGCUACAUUAGUUUUAGAUCCAGGACCAUUUUAUCGUAAUGGUACACCUUAUCCGUUUGGUAUUGAUCCUAUAUGGCAGUCGGCUAAGAACAAAAUCACUUUCUUAAACUCGUUUAAAAUGAAAAUGGCUGUGAUAUUGGGAAUAAGUCAGAUGGUAUUUGGUGUAUGUUUGAGUAUAUUUAACCAUCUACAUUUUAAAAUGAUUGUAUGUUUAUUCUGUGAGUUUCUACCUGAGUUGAUAUUUUUACUGGCUUUAUUUGGGUAUUUGAUUUUUAUGGUGUAUUAUAAAUGGUUAGUGUUUGAUGUAACUGAGUCGGGAUGUGCUCCAGCUCUUCUCAUUCAAUAUAUAAACAUGUUUAUGUUUAAAUAUGAAGAUGCUUCAGAGAAAACAGACUGUGAUGUUCAGGCUACAUUCUAUGAAAACCAGCAAACAAUACAAACUAUAUUUGUUAUUAUGGCUGUAUUGUCUGUACCAGUUUUAUUACUAGUAAAACCAUUCUAUUUACGUUCUUUACAUAAUGCUAAAACACACCCCCCUAAGGUGGAGAAAGAUACAAGUAAAUCAGUUAAUGGCAAAUCAAAACCAGUUGGUGAAGAUGUUAAAGUGAGUUAUGGUCAUGCUUUAAUCAACCAUGGUGAAGAUGAGGAAGAAUUUGAAUUUAGUGAAAUAUUUAUUGAACAGGCUAUUCAUACAAUAGAAUUUUGUUUAGGAUGUAUAUCACAUACUGCUUCCUAUCUUCGAUUGUGGGCCUUGAGUUUAGCUCAUGCACAAUUAUCUGAGGUAUUAUGGACUAUGGUACUUCAUAUUGGACUGUCUAUGGAUAUGCAGUAUCUAGGUGGUUUGAUUAUAUUUGUGGUUUGGAUGUUUUGGGCUAAUCUUACUAUUGCUGUAUUGUUAGUCAUGGAAGGAUUGUCUGCUUUCCUGCACACCCUCCGAUUACAUUGGGUGGAAUUCCAGAGUAAAUUUUACAGUGGAAAUGGAUAUUUAUUUCAACCAUUUGGAUUUAAACAUAUUUUAGACAUUGAUUCUUUACAAGAAAUAAAGUAA
Molecule: messenger RNA, 2529 nt
Organism: Lottia gigantea (owl limpet)
Lineage: Eukaryota; Metazoa; Mollusca; Gastropoda; Lottiidae
Exons: 22
Coding region: 1-2529 (842 amino acids)
Biological process (GO): vacuolar acidification; proton transmembrane transport
Cellular component (GO): vacuolar proton-transporting V-type ATPase complex; plasma membrane; vacuolar proton-transporting V-type ATPase, V0 domain
Molecular function (GO): proton-transporting ATPase activity, rotational mechanism; ATPase binding
Source: RefSeq, a predicted model, not a curated record